This is a messenger RNA of Echinococcus granulosus, 579 nucleotides long. Its product is annotated as Mps one binder kinase activator-like protein. Gene Ontology annotation, cellular component: nucleus; cytoplasm. Gene Ontology annotation, molecular function: protein kinase activator activity. The record is from RefSeq and is a predicted model, not a curated record. The coding region runs from base 1 to 579 and encodes 192 amino acids. Lineage: Eukaryota; Metazoa; Platyhelminthes; Cestoda; Cyclophyllidea; Taeniidae. Gene Ontology annotation, biological process: signal transduction; positive regulation of protein phosphorylation. The transcript is spliced from 4 exons.
AUGAAAAGACGUUUCUGGUGUGUCGUGAAUCCAUUUGAAGUGAAGGAAACCUCCCGAAGAUGCAAUCGUGCAGGCUCUCGUACCUUCCGUCAGAAGAAAAAUAGCGGGAGUGAGUGCAACAGAAAUGGUGGUGCUGCCGCAAUUGGUGCUACUGUUAGCGGUAGUGGUGGUGUGACAACCAACGCCAACGGUGUCUGCAUCCUGCCUCCAGAAGCAGCAGGCACCCUUGGAAGUGGUGAUCUCAAACAGGCUGUCCGUUUACCCACGGGGGAGGACCUCUGUGAAUGGGUGGCCGUCAACACUGUGGAGUUCUUCCAGCAGAUAAAUAUGCUGUACGGUACAUUGGCAGAGUUUUGCACUGACACGACGUGUCCAAUCAUGUCUGCGGGCCCACGAUAUGAGUACUACUGGGCGGAUGGGCAGACAGUAAAGAAGCCAGUUAAGUGUUCUGCUCCUCGAUACAUCAACAACCUAAUGACGUGGACACAAAACCAGUUGGAAAAUGAGGCGAUUUUUCCUUCGAAAAUUGCUCCACGCACAAUAACCUACUCCCUUGCUUCAGACACCUUUUUGCCAUAA